AUGUUAUCGACGAACGAGAGCGACGACUGGGAACUGAACGCUUACGAACUCCAGCAAUCACCCGAGGAAGUCGUAGCAGACGAUACGAAGGUGCCACUUCAAGAAGACAGCUUCUGGCGGGAUCUGCGGUGCCCCAUCUGUCUGGACAUUCUCAGGAACACUGUCGCGACUGUGGAGUGCCCCCACCGAUUCUGCAAGAAGUGCAUCACAACGGCACUCACGGGCAACAAGGAGUGCCCCGUUUGCCAGACCAAAGUCACCUCAAAGCGAUCGCUGCGGCGAGACUACAGCCUAGACAGUUUAAUCGCCAGACUCACCUCUAAGGUCUCCAAUGAAUUGGAGUGGAAGCCAUUGUCGGUCCCAGUCUCGCUGGGCACUCAACCUGACGUAGACUUUGAAGGUGAUAUGAAAAGCCAAGUGAGUGAGCCAAUGAUCGUCACUGAAGAGCCUGAUGAUCAAACUGACUUCGGUAAGGAGACUAACGGUGAGGAAAUCACCACGGUGUUCACGAAAAUUGCAGCUUCGACGGUGCGUCACGCAGUUUCUCUCAAAAAGGAAGACCUUCCAUGUUCGUCUUCGACGUUGGCACAGAGCAAGAGACUGCAGAAACAGCAGCCCCCGAACGAGUGUUCCGAGUCACCAGUUAGUACGAAUGACAGCGUCGCUUCGGAAAGUGGCAGCAGUUCGUCUAACUUACGACGCUCUGAGUUGCCGCAGGAUGAAAAGGUUUCCAUCUGCUGCGCCCCUGCUGAAGGUGAGGACUUUGAUACCGCGUUAUCUCGGCCAGCAACUGAUGCUGACAGUGGUUCUGGGUUAAGUGUGCCACCCGCCGAUGUUAACAAUGGAGACGAUGGGCUCACAAACUGUGCAGGGACAUCAAACCGUAGAUCCUGCACGGCGCUAUCUGAUGCACCUCUCCGGACCUACAGCAAACACAAACUAGUAUCGAUGACUUUGAAGCCACACGUCGACAUGCUUCGCGAAGACCCCAGGUCCCCGACAUUUUACUUGAGCGUAUCAGAACAGGCUACAGUCAGUCAUACCAGUGCGUACCUGAAGAAGCGUCUAUCUCUGGAUGGCGCUGGUCAUCACGCCCGGUGCUCUCCUAUGUACUGCUUAUAUGCGGUGAACAUGAUGGGUGAUUUAAUUCUACUACCUUACACGAUGACGUUGAAGGACGUCGAGAGAAGAGUGAAGAGACCUGGUGAACUGCUAGAAAUGUGCUACGCUAAAAACGAGAAUUGA
Molecule: messenger RNA, 1245 nt
Organism: Rhipicephalus microplus (southern cattle tick)
Lineage: Eukaryota; Metazoa; Arthropoda; Arachnida; Ixodida; Ixodidae
Product: E3 ubiquitin-protein ligase RING1-like
Source: RefSeq, a predicted model, not a curated record